Brienomyrus brachyistius is the source of this 1642-nucleotide messenger RNA. RefSeq names its product calcium binding protein 5a (gene cabp5a). The record is from RefSeq and is a predicted model, not a curated record. Gene Ontology annotation, molecular function: calcium ion binding. Lineage: Eukaryota; Metazoa; Chordata; Actinopteri; Osteoglossiformes; Mormyridae. Bases 409 to 918 code for a protein of 169 amino acids. The transcript is spliced from 7 exons.
CAUCACCCAUUCGGUGCAUGUACAAUGUUUGAGAAAGGUCCAUCAGACAUUUUUUUAAAUGUGUUUAAUAAAAAAUAUGGAUGUGGCUGAUAAUUACAGAUAAACCUCUAUGGAUGUCAUAGUGCUCCUCCUCCAGCCACUCUCUCCACGCCUCUCUGUUGCCCAUGUCCCUUUUAUCCGCCCUGUCAUUCAAAGAGCAGAGUCAGGGGGCAGAAAAGUGCAUUACUUUUGCAGUUACUCUGUGAUCGAAGAGGAGUGAAAAAAGGUGAAAUAUAAGUAAGCAGAAAGGAGGACAUAUUCUGACAGACCAGUGGAUUAAACUUGCAUUUGAAGAAAUAUACAUACGCUUCAAAAGAAAGUAACGUAGAGGCACUUCUACCUCACAAAGUCAGUGUAACUCCAUCAGCCAUGAGUUUAAGGAGAGCAUGCAUCUUCCUCCGAGGAGGGAAAAAAAUUGAAAGAACAUUGGCAGAUGAUGAAAUAGAAGAAUUACAAGAGGCAUUCAAUGAGUUUGACAAAGACAAGGACGGCCUGAUUGGCUGCAAGGACCUUGGGAACUUGAUGAGGAUGAUGGGCUACAUGCCCACAGAGAUGGAGCUCACUGAGCUGAGCCAGAAAAUCAACAUGAACUUGGGAGGAAAGGUGGAUUUUGAAGAUUUUGUGGAAUUAAUGGCCCCAAAACUCCUGGCAGAAACCGCUGGCAUGAUUGGACUAAAGGAACUAAAGGAUGCCUUCAAAGAAUUCGAUUUGGACGGAGAUGGAGAGAUAAGCAUGGAGGAAAUGCGGAGCGCUAUGGAGAAGCUACUGGGACAGCACAUGAGUCACAGAGAGAUUGACGCUGUGCUCAGAGAGGCUGACAACAAUGGGGAUGGCUCAGUGGAUUUUGAGGAAUUUGUAAGAAUGAUGUCUUGCCAAUGAAAGACAGAAGAAUGGAAAAGUGAAAUAAGAACAAAGGGAGGGAAGACUGUGUCAGGCCUGCCUAGUGUGUUCACCUGUAACGUGUUAAUUGGUAAUUGCCCUGCCCUUAUUAUCUUCAAGUGCUGCAUCUGUGGUUUACCCUUUAUACUGUAUGUGAGGCCUUAGGCCCUGACUAGCAAGUCGAGCAUUGCCUGUGUGAUAGUGGUCAUUGUUGUAUAGUGGUCAUUGUCUUUGUUCUGUGUCUUACUUGUAAUCUGUCUUGUUGUAGUGUAUCUCUUGUAUUGCACAAUCAACCCUAUUGACCUGCACCUGCAUGCUGUUUACCCUUGUUUAUAAAAUCAAAUCUUAUCAUUGUAAAAAUUGACACUGUAAACAUUUAAUUUCCAUGAAAAUCAAAAUGAUUCCCUUAAUCCAUAUAAUGGGAACUCUUUAGGAACAGACGGUGGAAAAGUAUCUGUCCAGAAUAUCUCCAGUUUGGGGAUAAAAUAGGUUAAGGCAAGAAAGAGGAUAUAAACUCCUGUAAUCUGGAUUUAAUCACAACACUGCAGUGAAUUUAUAACGGAAGUCAGUGAGAAGGAGAGUGAGACAGAGCCUGCAAAGCAGUUUGUUCCAGGUACCUGUACAUGUAAUGACUUUUAGCUCAUUUCAAUUACUGUAAAACUGCAGAUUUUCAAAAUGUGAAUUAUGUCAAUCAAUGUUUAAUUACCAUAACCCAUAAAAUAAC